CCUGACUUACUACUUUGAGACAGCAUUUCAACAUUUGUUAGUUCUCGGGAAAAAGUUAGGGUUAAAAAAAUUCGUAUGGAAAGUAAUUCAACAGGCAACCAAGUUCUUGAAGACACUGAAAAUAAAGUCAGAGAAGCCUGCGAGGUAUUACAACGAGAAGGAACAAGGCUUCGCCACGAGCAGAAAGCUAUCGACGCCAUGUCGCAAAAAAUGGAGCACGUUCAUCUCUCCUCAAUUGUAAACCUCAAUGUUGGCGGCCGCCGUUUUACAACAAGUCUUCAAACGCUGACAAAAGAUCCAGACUCGAUGUUAGCUGCGAUGUUCUCCGGGAAGUUCGAGGUGAAACCAUUAGAAGACGGCGCUUUCUUUAUCGACCGAGAUGGCAAACACUUCCGGUUUAUACUCAACUAUCUCCGCACUGGGAAAUUAACUUUGCCAAAAGGAGCAACAUUUUUAGACGAACUUGCGGAAGAAGCUGAGUUUUACCAGAUCCAAGGGAUUCUAGACGAGUUAGUAUCUAAAGUCCCGGAAUAUUUUGAAGAAUCAUGGAUUCUGACGAAUGAAGAACACCGAAGCGUGUUAACUGGUUGGUUGUCUUCACAAGAAGGCAAAUGGAAGCUUCUAUUCCGAGGUUCCCGAGAUGGCUUCCAAGCUCAAACGUUUCACUCCAAAUGUGACAACAAAGGGCCUACUGUCACCAUCAUGAAGAGUGGUAAUUAUAUUUUUGGAGGAUUCACUGAAAAAUCGUGGGACAGUGCUAGUGGAUGGGUAAGAUGCUCACAAGCGUUCUUGUUCAGCAUGAUCAACCCUAGUGGACUGGGUCCAACUAAAAUGCCGCUUUUAAUUGAGAGUCACAAACAUGCUAUCUUCUGUAAAGCAGACUAUGGACCGACGUUUGGUGCAGGGCAUGACUUACAUAUAUCAGGAAAUGCAAAUAUCAAUUAUGAUAGUCACACUAUCUCAGGCUGCUCGUACCAGUGUCCCACAGGACAGAAUGCUAAAACAUUCCUCGCGGGAGAAAAACAUUUUAUAGUUACAGAUUACGAGGUGUUUGGACUUCACAAAUAACAAACCAAAUAUUCCUUCCCAUAUAACAGGCUAUAAGAAAAAUAAAAUGUCC
Molecule: messenger RNA, 1120 nt
Organism: Pocillopora verrucosa
Lineage: Eukaryota; Metazoa; Cnidaria; Anthozoa; Scleractinia; Pocilloporidae
Product: BTB/POZ domain-containing protein KCTD21
Biological process (GO): protein homooligomerization
Molecular function (GO): protein binding
Source: RefSeq, a predicted model, not a curated record